AUGAGUAAUGUUCUUGACAGUGCCACCGAUACAUACGAUCCAGUGGUGAAAACGGUAACGGAAGAAGACGCAGUACCAGUGAUGAUGACGUUCAAGAAGUUCUUGGCAACGCAGGAUGAUUCGAUAACCGAUGAGGAAGCAAUUGCGAAAUAUUCGGAAUACAAACUCGAAUUCAGACGACAGGAACUGCAGAAAUUCUUCACGGCGCAUAAGGAUGAGCAGUGGUGGGUGAUGAUGAUGAUAAAACACUGCUAA
This is a messenger RNA of Gongylonema pulchrum, 255 nucleotides long. The record is from the annotation of a GenBank genome assembly. NCBI's taxonomy places the organism in Eukaryota, Metazoa, Nematoda, Chromadorea, Rhabditida, Gongylonematidae.